Molecule: messenger RNA, 2604 nt
Organism: Peromyscus leucopus (white-footed mouse)
Lineage: Eukaryota; Metazoa; Chordata; Mammalia; Rodentia; Cricetidae
Gene: Calcoco2
Product: calcium binding and coiled-coil domain 2
Exons: 13
Coding region: 115-1461 (448 amino acids)
Biological process (GO): positive regulation of autophagosome maturation; xenophagy
Cellular component (GO): autophagosome; PML body
Source: RefSeq, a predicted model, not a curated record
UUGUGACGCAGUGGGCGGGGCUUGCCCGCCCCUUUGGCCUCUAGCCCCGCCCACGGGCCUUUGGGUUCCCUGUUGCUGUUGCGCCGCUGCUGGCUGCUGUCCCCGGACUCCACCAUGGACAAGACAAUGGACGAGCCCCCCAUAUCAGCUGUCUUGCUGGAACACUGCAGUUUCUCUCAGGUCGUGUUUAACAGUGUGGAGAAGUUCUAUGUUCCUGGAGGAGAUGUCACAUGCUACUACACCUUCACCCAACAGUUCAUCCCUCGUCGCAAGGACUGGAUUGGCAUCUUUAAAGUGGGGUGGAAGACGACCCGGGAGUAUUACACCUUCAUGUGGGUUGCUUUGCCCAGUGACCUAAACAAGGAAUCAACCAGGCAGCUGGAAGUCCAGUUCAAAGCUUAUUAUCUGCCCAAGGACGAUGAGCAUUACCAGUUCUGCUAUGUGGAUCAAGAUGGCGUGGUCCGGGGAGCAAGUAUCCCUUUCCAAUUCCGUCCAGAAAGUGAGGAGGACAUCGUGGUUGUUACCACGAAGGGAAAGGUGGAAGAGAUCGAGCAGCACAAUGAGGAGCUUCUCCGAGAAAACCAGGAGCUGAGAGACAGCUGUGCCAGCCUCCAGAAGCAGCACUCAGACGCGCAGGCUGAGCUGGAGAGGAAGCAGGAGGCACUAGAGGCACUGCAGAGCACCAAUAAGAAGUUAGAAGAGGACAUGGAAGAGCAGAAGGCCUGUUGGGAGACUGAGAUGCUCCGACUGAAAGAACACAACCAGAAGAUAUCCUCAGAAAACGAGAAGCUGGGGAGCAGAGUAGACCAGCUUCAGGCCCAGCUGUCAACUCAAGAGAAAGAAAUGGAAGAGCUUGUUCUGAGAGACCAAGACAUGACAGAGCAGCUGCAGCGUCUCAAGAAUGAAAAUAGCCAGCUCGUCCUCAGUCUCACUGAACAGAAGGAGCAGCAGAAGAAGCUUGAGCAGACAGUGGAAAAGAUGAAGCAGAGAGAAACCACGGCGAGGAAGAAGCAACAGGAGCUGACGGAUGAGAACUUUGACCUGUCUAGAAAGCUAAGUGACAACAAGAUUGUGUCUGACGUUCUGAAGAGAGAGAAAGAGAGACUAGACAAAGAGAACAAUAUCCUGAAGAAGGAGAACAACAGACUGAUGAACUACAUGGGCCUCCAAGGCGACUCUUUUCCACAUCAAAUGCAUUCUUCAGAUCAAGGAGCUGGUAGGCAAAACCCAGGCCUUGUGUAUGGAAAUCCAUAUUCUGGUAUCCAAGAAAGUUCUGCUCCCAGCCCGCUUGCCAUGAAGUGCCUCAUCUGUUCAUCAGACUUUGGUGAUGGAGUCUGUGAUCACAUCUUGGAGCAGCAGCAAAUGCAGACCCAUUUCUUGAAUUGUCCAAUUUGUGACGAAGCCUUCCCGGCAAGAGAGAAGCAGAUCUUUGAAGACCAUGUGUUCUGCCACUCUCUCUGAGUGUCCCCGCCUGCGGUCUGUGCUGCAUCAGGUCUCACAGUGUAGAACACAGUCUCUACUGUAAGCUCUCCAAGGAGAGAAGCCUGUCUAAAUCAUUUGGGGUUCACUUAGAGCUGCUGCCCGCAAAGGGUGACUGUGGCCGCUGUAGGGUGGUGUUGACAGCGGCUGCGGCUGCCCUGUCCACGUCACAUAGCUGCAGCUCCAGCCUGCCACCUGCAGUGCCCUUUGGUCCUCAGACUCCAGUGCAGAACCUGCUGGUCCCAGCAGCCACCUGACACCAAGGCAUUGUCUUCCAAGUUGUCCCACUGCGGUCACAGCCAGGCCUUGAGCAUUUGUGCCCUGUCCUCAGCCCUGACCCCAAGGGUGGGAACAGGACGGAAGUGGAGAAUUUCUUUAUCUUCCUCAGUCCUUUCUUCAACCAAUGGCCUCAGAUUACCCCAAAAAGGCACAGCAGAGAACUCAGAUUCCAAAGAUUUAUCGGCUUCCAAAAGGAGCAACUUUGUUUGUUUUUGAAAACAGGGCCUGACUCUAGCCCUGGCUGGCCUGGAACUCUCUAUGUUCUGUGUACGUGUGCCCCCAGAGUGCUGGCAUCAAAGGCAUGCACCAUCAUGCCUGGUGAGAAGUGGCUUAUUCUUCACCUACAAACAGCCUUAUUUCUAGCAGAGUGUGAUGAUGUGUAUCUGUAUUCCAGCAGGUGACAGGUUGAGAUAGGAGGGGUAUGAGUUCAAAGCCUCUUGGACUACAUUGUGAGGCUUUCUCUCGGGGAAAAAUGGGGAGAGGGCAGGGAAAAGGCUUCUUUCUAUCUAGAUACUUCUGAUUGGCACUUUCUGAUCAUUUCUUUACAUACAACAUGGAUUAUUAUGUCAUAUAUAUGAAGAGAUUUUUUUUUUCUGGCUGACCUGGAAUUCACUGUGGAGCCCAGGCUGGCCUGGAACUCAGCAAUCCUGCUGCGUCACCUUAGUGCUGAGCCUACGGGCCUGAGCCACUGCUCCCUGUCCUGAGUCUGUGAGUGGCAACUGGGAAUGGGUAGGAGGUGUAUGGGCUUGCAACUUUCUCAAGAGUUACUUGUUUGUAUGAAUCUAAGACUAAUGAGACAAUGUUAAUCUCUUUACUGUUCGAAAUAAAUUACUCUUUUUAAGGACA